GGGGCGUCAUGUCUUAUCAGCUCGUUGGUUCGUCCUGAAAGAAAACACGUUUUUUUGUGUGUGUUUUCUUUUUGUGGCUCAGCUAGCUUUCUGCAGGAAAUCUGACCACCUGCAUCGACUAAAGGCUGUUCAGAUCACUGUUGCGGUGAUUCCCAGACUCUGAUCCUGUGGUCAGACUGACUUUGACUUCACCGUCUUGGGUGAUGUUAGUCCUUGUUCUGCUCUUUGAGAUGGAGCUGCUCUCUAACCAGGAUGUGAUGCAGGUGGAGGAUUGGUUCAUGAGCUGCCACGCCGAGCAGAACGAGGACUCCAGUCACAAACCAAUAUUUACUGUCAGGAAAUACAAUGUAUAUGACGUCUUCCAAACAGUCGACUGUUCAAAGCAGAGGUGCAGGAAAAGCAUCGUCAUCCUCGGUCAUGGCCGGAAACAAAAACUGGGAUGGCGCCGGCGGGAUGGACCAGAUAACAGUGGUGAGAAUAGAUGACACUCACAUCGCUGAAGAGGAGUCGCACGUUGAUGGGAAGGUGUUCUACGAGGUGGAGUGCUCGGUGCCUGCGGAGGAGGAGGUCGUGGGAGAGGAUGACGAUGAUGGCGUCUACGUCAUCGAGUAUUCAAACCCUGAAGAGGAGGGAGAGAGUUACCAGUUCACGAUGUCCGUAGAUCGGUCGCUCCCAGCGAAAGAGCCAAUUGUUAAAACUCCGGUGGUCAGCGAGAACCCCGGAGCUCUGCUGCCGUCAAGACCGGCGAGGUUGCGACCUCAGGUGAGCCAGAAGAGGAGGUUGGUAGCCGAGGAAGAGGAGAUCAAAAGCGAGGAGCUGGUGGUGAGCAAUAAGAGCGUGCUGGCGCUGGGAGAGGAUUACAGCGACGUGAUGGAGAUGAACUCGGGCUCAGGUAAAAAACUGGUGUGCACGAUGUGCCCGCCACCCGGCAAGUUUUUCAAGAGGGCGUCUGGGCUGGCGGUACAUUUAAAGCAGAUGCACCACAUGGAGGGGAAGAAGACGUUCUUCUGCACCUCCUGCCAGCAGUCGCUUCGCACUCAGAUCGAGCUGGACGCGCACACAAGGCGCCACGCCAACCAGGACGCCGUGUUCGUCUGCCGCCUCUGCGCAGCCGAGGAGGAAGCCGGCACAGAGGAGAAGAAGGGGUUCAAAGGGUCGAGGUGGGGCCUGAAGAAGCACCUGGAGAAGGAGCAUCCGGGUGUUAUCCCGCGCUGCGACAUCUGCAACAAAGGCUUCAAGACGCUCGUGUCGUACCUCGCCGACCAGUUCAGGCACGUCGGGGUGUCGCCAUACUACUGCGCCAAGUGUCAGAUCUACGAAAUGACUGAGCGGGGUCUGAGCGUGCACAUCAGAAACCACAACAAGAAGAAGAUGACUGAGCAGAAGGCUAAUGAAAGCCGCCUGCAGACUUUUGAAGUCUCUGCCGGUGCUGAUAACUCGGCGACAGACGACUCCGACUUCUGACGCUCCAGACUCACCGUUUAGCUUCGUGUUCGAGCGAAGCGGCAGCGGCUCACAGACGUCAGGGUCAAAUCCUACAUUUUAUGCAUCUGAACUGAACUUUGGGCAAAAAAACUUUUCCCCUAACAGUUAGAAAACCUUUUUUGUGUGUGUGUGUGCAGUUAAUGACCAAACAUGUUACUGCUUAAGUAGAAGUGUCCAGGAAUUAUUUGAAUUCCCUUCCUUUAUUUUCAAGUAGGAAUAAUCCUAGUUGAUGAAACGGGACAAAAAACUUGUCUCAGAGAAAAACGUCCAGAAACGGUCAGAAUCAGCACAGGCUAAACAUCGUCCAUAUAACUACUGCGUGUGUAUUUAAAACCCAUUUUACACGUUUAAUCACAGUCUUCAGUAACCAUCUUUUUUAAAUGUUGCUGAUAUAUGUGGCGCACACACACACAGUCAGAUUAGUCUUCUUACCUUGCAGGAUAACCCGUAAUGAUCAGAGCUGUGAUUCCAUCAGAAGCGACUUCCAGGGUCCAUCAGGUCUGUUUUUAAAAGAAAGUUGCAUUAAGCAGCACAGAGUAGGCGAUUAGGUCAGGAAGUCAGAGACAGGAACAGCAUAAAGAAUUUGAUUCAAUUCAAUUUUAUUUAUAUAGCGCCAAAUCACAACAAAAGUCGCCUCAAGGCGCUUUAUAUUGUACAGUAGAUCGUACAAUAAUAAAUACAGAGAAAACCCAACAAUCAUAUGACC
This is a messenger RNA of Oreochromis aureus, 2191 nucleotides long. RefSeq names its product zinc finger protein 615-like. Lineage: Eukaryota; Metazoa; Chordata; Actinopteri; Cichliformes; Cichlidae. The transcript has 3 exons. Gene Ontology annotation, biological process: regulation of transcription by RNA polymerase II. Gene Ontology annotation, molecular function: RNA polymerase II cis-regulatory region sequence-specific DNA binding; DNA-binding transcription factor activity. The record is from RefSeq and is a predicted model, not a curated record. Bases 346 to 1464 code for a protein of 372 amino acids.